GCUGGGAAACUACUAACUCGACACAUCGCCAUCUUUCUUUACAGCGAGUUAGGAAGGCAAAAUAACAAUCAGUUUUGAAUGAUUAUUUCUCCAAGAUACAACCGUUGAAGCAAAUCUUCUUGGUCAGCUGUUGUAAAUAACACGUUAGAAUAGGAGCGGGUGGAACGGAAUUCCAGAUAUUGGCCACAUAGCAGCCAUAAGACACAGUAGUUUGGUGUGAGCGCUCGAUUAGUAGAAGUGGUCAACAUGGGCCGCUCUCGGAGCCGUAGCUCGUCCCGGUCCAAACACUCUAAAAGCAGCAAGCACAGUAAGAAACGGAGCCGUUCUCGGUCGCGGUCCAGAGACAGGGAGAGGUCCAAGAAGCGAUCCAAGUCCCGAGAAUCAAAGAGGAACCGUCGCAGAGAGUCCCGUUCUCGUUCCCGGUCCACCACAGCCUCGUCCCGCAGAGAAAGAGCAGCCUCGCCGCCGGAGCGCAUUGACAUCUUCGGCAGGACGCUGAGCAAGAGGAAUGCCCUGGACGAGAAGCAGAGGAAGGAGGAGGAGGAACGAAGGGCAGAAAUGGAAAGACAAAGGAAGAUCCGGCAGCAGGAGAUCGAGGAGAAACUGAUCGAGGAGGAAACGGCACGGCGAGUGGAGGAGCUGGUGGCCAAGCGGGUGGAGGAGGAGCUGGAGAAGCGGAAGGAUGAGAUUGAACGGGAGGUGCUGCGGCGCGUCGAGGAGGCAAAGCGCAUCAUGGAGCGGCAGCUGCUGGAGGAGCUAGAGAGGCAGCGGCAGGCCGAGUUGGCGGCGCAGAAGGCCAGAGAGGAGGAAGAGAAAUCUAAGCGGGAGGAGCUGGAAAAAAUCCUGGAGGAGAAUAACCGCAAGAUCGCCGAGGCUCAGGCCAAGCUGGCUGAGGAGCAGUUGCGUAUUGUGGAGGAGCAGAGAAAGAUUCACGAGGAGCGCAUGAAGCUGGAGCAGGACCGUCAGAGGCAACAGAAGGAAGAGCAGAAAAUCAUCCUCGGCAAGGGCAAGUCCAGACCCAAGCUCUCCUUCUCGCUGAAGGCCACCGAAUGAGACUGCUCCCCCUUCAUCCACAUGUCACUCCCUGCCUUCAUCCCCAUCCAGCUUUCCCUCCUAAUCAUUCGACCCCACCUCCUCCUCCUCUGUGGAACGCUCGCUUCAUUUUGGAAGUGCUGAUGGAAGGCCGAGGAAAGGGCUGCAACCCGGCGUGUUAACUAGCUAGUACCUGCGAGGGGCCAUGUAGUGCCUACCGGCCUUGAAGAGGAGGCAGCUCUUUGCCCUUGAAGGACCUGACUGCUCCCUCCAUCCUUCCUCAUCCCAACCGCACAGAUGACUCUUGUUUGUGCUUUUUUUCUGUUUUAUUUUCACUUUUAGGGAACUUGAACUUUUGAUGUAGAAUGCUAUAUAUAACAUGUCCCUUGCCCUGUAAGUCUUAACUCUGGUUUAACAGCAAGCAACUGUGCACCUGUGCCCUUCUUCCAUGUCUUCACAGCCAGCAAAAUACAAUAGAACGGCAGACCCUAUUAUAGAAAAGUAUGUAGGACUUUGUCUAGUUCAGCUUACUGUAAAAGCUUAUGUGCAGCUUGGGAGCUGGCCUGUAGUUUUUCCUUUUUUAAAAUAAGAUUUGCAAAAGUGGCUGGGGCAAUGGUAACAAAUCACUGCACAGUUAACUUCCCGUCCAGCUGACAGGUUUGUGUCUUCCACCUUCAUUACUUCCUUUGCCCAUAGGUUGUGUUCAACAUGUAAGUCUUAUUUUCUUUCUGCCUUGGCUCUGUCUGCCAUGUAUAUGUUUUUCAAUUUUUGUUUUAAUUUUUUUUUUUACCUAAAUGACACAGCAGCAUGUUGUCAUGAGGGGAAAUGUAAAGCUUGUGUUAGAUUAGAAGUUUGUGCGGUGCAGGUGAACUCGGCCUCGACUCCCAAGCUGCCCAUGACUGGACCACAAACCUACAACAGGAUAUGUGUAAACGAUACGAUAAAUGGGGCCUGUGGGUAACAGCGGAGAGAGAGAGGACGUUUCCUGUAUGAUGUAAUGUUAUUAGCCUUGCUGUGAUUUGCUGACUCCCACUCACCCUCUCUCCCCAGUUCAGAUUGUGUUAUGAAAUUGAUCCACGAACAGAAAAGUGACAGUAAUGGGUAAAUACUUGAGUUUUGUUUUAUCAGACUCUUUGGGGAAAACAGUGACUUGUACAGAAACUCGACUACACAGUCCAUGUUCUUUUGUUGUAGUUAAUGAACUUGGCAAGGCGCUUCACUUGGUAAGUCUUGAUUCGUAGAGGAUGGACAAGUUCAGGUAAGAUAAGGAUCGAGGUCAGCAGCAGUGCAAAUGUGAGAGUGAAUGAACAAGUGUGUGUGUGUGUGUGUGGGUGGGGCUGACGGCUGGCCUUAGGUGGGUAUAAUGACUAUGUUGUGGGAUUCUCAAUUUGUCAUGUAAUUUUCCCCAUUUGUGAAGGGACUGAACAGAUCAAUAAAUCCAUUGAAUGCCUCCACA
Molecule: messenger RNA, 2488 nt
Organism: Micropterus salmoides (largemouth bass)
Lineage: Eukaryota; Metazoa; Chordata; Actinopteri; Centrarchiformes; Centrarchidae
Gene: arglu1a
Product: arginine and glutamate rich 1a
Exons: 4
Coding region: 247-1053 (268 amino acids)
Cellular component (GO): nucleoplasm; mitochondrion
Molecular function (GO): cadherin binding
Source: RefSeq, a predicted model, not a curated record